Molecule: messenger RNA, 11521 nt
Organism: Oncorhynchus kisutch (coho salmon)
Lineage: Eukaryota; Metazoa; Chordata; Actinopteri; Salmoniformes; Salmonidae
Product: dedicator of cytokinesis protein 8
Biological process (GO): small GTPase-mediated signal transduction; positive regulation of establishment of T cell polarity; positive regulation of GTPase activity
Cellular component (GO): cell leading edge
Molecular function (GO): guanyl-nucleotide exchange factor activity
Source: RefSeq, a predicted model, not a curated record
CCACCCAGAACGCUGCCACAGCGAAGAUGAGGCUUGUGAUGACAUUUGUGCUAGCAGCGCGGUAGGAGAAGUUACCACUCCGCAGGGAAACUCUAGCUACCACCGCAGAACUGGAGUAAACUGCUCAUGUCGUCUUUGGCGAGCGCGGAGCGACGUGCGUUCGCUCUGAAAAUCAACAGACACUCGUCUGCUGAGAUCAGGAGACACUUCGGUGGGAACUAUGGGUCCCCCCAGGUCUCCAAGCAACAUAGUCGUCACAGCUCCAACGCAUCUGUCUCCACUUGCUCCACCGUGCCCCAGUCAUAUGACGCGGUGGAGCCCUUGGACCUGGAAGAGUUUCUGAUGUCACAGCUACGGAGUGGAGACUCCGCCCUCAUGCAGGAGCUUGGAGAUUUCCCCGACGACGACCUGGAAGUAGAACUGGUGGAGAAGGAGUGUCGGACCGUACGCCACUCUGUGCCGGAGGAGGGGGUGGAGUUGGAUUCCCAUGUCAGGGACUGUGUUCAGAGUUACACCCAACCCUGGCUGAUGGUCAGCAGGAGGUGCCAGGGAGAUAGUUGGAGUGCAUAUUCGGAGCGGGCAAGUCUACACAAAACUCUGCAGAAACAGACAUUUGAGUCUGACGUGCAGCCAGAGAAACUAGAGACACCGGUGAAGUCCCCGUCCCUGGCGGUACUGAGUGAUGACUCCAGCAGGACCCUGACCUCCUCUGACUUUGACCUCCGCUCUGGUCUGACCCCUGACCCCAGAGUGGAGGGGCUGCUGCACUUCAGUAACCAUGACGACCUGGACAGGUUCAACCAGGAAGCCCGGCAGGUGAACCGCCACCCUGAGCUGUUUGCCCUGUACCCACCCGCCGACGAGGAGGAUGCAGUGGAGAUCCGGCCCAUUCCCGACUGUCCCAAAGAGCACAUGGGCGACAGGAUCAUCAUCCGGUGUCAGGCCAUCAAGUUUGAGAUUGACGUUGAACCACUAUUUGCUACCCUGGCUCUGUACGACCUGAGAGAGAAGAAAAAGAUAUCCGAGAACUUCUACUGUGAUCUGAACUCAGACCAGUUUAAAGGGUUCCUGAAACCCCACACGCCACAGACGGACCACUCCACCCUCUCCCGAGCAGCCAUCUUCUCCAUCACAUACCCCUCCCCAGACAUCUACCUGGUCAUCAAGAUAGAGAAGGUGCUGCAGCAGGGAGAGAUCAGUGACUGUGCGGAACCAUACAUGGUCAUGAAGGAGACGGACUCAGCAAAGAACAAGGAGAAGCUGGAGAAGCUGCGUAAUCAGUCUGAGAUGUUCUGUCAGAGACUUGGUCGCUACCGCAUGCCCUUUGCCUGGGCUACAGUCAACAUCAUGAACGUCAUCAGCACUGCCACACUGGACCGAGACACCACCGACUCUGACAGCCUCAACGGUAAAUCCAGCAGUCUGGAAAAGAGAGGUCAGUUGCCCAGGAGGAACUCAGAGAGGUUCGGUACCAUGGAAGACCAGUGUAACAUGUCUGCCUUCAAACCUGCUACCAUCACCAUCAGCACCUUCUGCAAGCAGGAGGGGGACCGUCUGAGUGAUGAGGACUUGUUUAAGUUCCUGGCAGACAUCAAGAAGUUCUCAUCCCUGCAGAGAAGAAUUAAAACCAUACCAGGUACAAUAAGACUGGAUGUGACUCCGGUCCAUGACAACCCAGUGGCCUGUCUGUCUACUGAGCUGAUCCCAGUCAAACCACUGGCUGAGAAGAACGUCCGACCUGUCAAAGAGGUGUUGGAGUUCCCCUCCAGCGAGGUCUAUGUUCCACACAGCACUUACAGGAACCUGCUCUAUGUAUACCCCCAGCGACUCAACUUUGUCAACAGGCUGACUUCAGGAGGAAGGAAUAUCACUAUUAAAAUCCAGUUUAUGAGUGGAGAAGACCCCAGCUGUGUGAUGCCUGUCAUUUUCGGAAAAUCGAAUGGUCCUGAGUUUGUGCAGGAAGUAUACACCCCAGUCACGUACCAUAACAAGUCUCCAGACUUCUAUGAGGAGGUGAAGAUGGUUCUGCCUGCCAGGCUGACUGAGAGACACCACCUGCUGUUCACAUUCUACCACAUCAGCUGUCAACAGAAACAGAACCAGACUGGAGCCAGUGAGACACUCAUCGGUUACUCUUGGCUGCCUAUACUGAGUACUGACAGACUACAGACUGGUCAGUACUGCCUCCCUAUCGCCCUGGACAGAUUGCCUGUCAACUACUCACUGCACUCACCUGAGAGGAUUACCCCUCAGGUUCCUCCAGUCAAGUGGAUGGAAAGUCACAAAGGAGUUUUCAACCUGGAGAUACAGGCUGUGUCCUCCGUACACACACAGGACAACCACUUGGAGCGUUUCUUCACAUUGUGCCAUGCCCUGGAGGGCGGAGUGACGUUCCCUCUCCGGGUUCGGGAAGAGAAGAUUCCGGAGAACAAGCUGGAGCAUGAGCUGAAGCUGAGCAUCAUCUCCCUGUCGUCCUCCAGACUAGAACCUCUGGUCCUCUACCUCCAUCUGGUCUUAGAUAAACUGUUCACCCUCAUCAUGCAGCCCAUGGUCAUCGCUGGACAAACAGCCAACCUGGCCCAGAUAGCGUUUGAGUCAGUGGUGUCAAUCGUCAACAGUCUCCACAACAGCCAGGAGUUGGCCAGGGACCAGCAGGGCAGGAACGGUCUCCUCGCAACAUACCUGUACUGGGUGUUCCGUCUGCCUGACUCCAAUGAGCUCCUUAACACAGGUCCAGGGGGUGUGGGACCUCCCACUGAGGGCCGCUACAGUACUAUGGGACGGGCCUCGGCCACCACAGUAGGAACCAUGUUACUGCAGUCCCGGCUCCGCAGCAGCAGCAACCCUGAUAUCCCUGCCCCACACAGUGCAGAAGACACAGAGGUGAAAAACAUCCUGUCAGCUAAGGGCCAGAACAAUCCAGGAAGUCGUAUGUCGACCUAUGUGGAUGUGAGCAGCCACCCUCAGAGCUCUACGGGCGGGACCCGGCCCUCCAACAGAAAACAGUUCCAUGAAGAGUUGGCUCUACAGAUUGUGGUCAGCACAGGAGUCUGCAGAGAGAACGCAUAUAAAUAUGCCUGGUUCUUCUUUGAACUGUUGGUGAAGAGCAUGGCCCAGCAUGUGUCUCAGCUGGAGAAGCAAGACGUCCCUCGCAGGAGCCGCUUCUCAGACCGCUUCAAAGAUGAUGUCACAACCAUCGUCUCUGUGGUUACUGCUGAGAUAGGGACCAUCCUGGUCAAACAGCAGAAGGAGUUGGAGCAGGCAGAGAAGGUGAACAUCAGCCUGGCCUUCUUCCUGUAUGACCUGCUGUCUCUAAUGGACCGAGGCUUUGUCUUCAUCUUGGUCAAAAACUACUGCAACCAGAUGUCGACAAAGACCGUUUCCAUGCCAACCCUGAUUAGCAUGCGAUUGGAGUUCCUGCGUAUCCUGUGCAGUCACGAGCACUACCUCAACCUCAGCCUUUACUUCAGUAGCCCUGCCUCUGCACCCGUCUCUCCAUGCCCAUCCAUCUCCUCACAGGCUGUUCCAUUGGCUGACUGUAAGGAAAGUGUUGUGGGUGGUGUGUUGAGGGUGUUGCUACACUGUCUCACCUGCAACCAGAGUACAACCUUCCUGUCUCACUGCUUCAGCACACUGCGAGCACUCGUCGUCAAGUUUGGUGACCUGUUAUUUGAAGAGGAAGCCGAGCAGUGUGCAGACCUGUGUCAGAAGGUGCUACAGCACUGUAGCAGUCCUGUGGAUGGAAAUAGAAGCCAGGCCUGCGCUACCCUAUACCUCAUCAUGAGAUACAGCUUCAGCUCAGCCAAUAACUUCUCCCGGGUGAAGAUGCAGGUGACUAUGUCUCUAGCCUCUCUGGUGGGGAAGUCCUCGGACUUCCAUGAGGAGUACCUCCGCAGGUCCCUACGCACCAUACUGGCCUAUGCAGAAGAGGACACAGAGAUGCAGAACACACCGCUGCCCUCACAGGUGGAUGAGCUGCUGAGGAACUUAAACAGUAUCCUGUCAGACACGGUGAAGAUGAGAGAGUUCCAGGAAGACCCAGAGAUGCUCAUGGACCUCAUGUACAGGAUAGCGAAGGGUUACCAGACGUCUCCUGACCUGAGGUUGACCUGGCUGCAGAACAUGGCGGAAAAACACAAGAACAGGAAGUGUUUUACUGAGUCGGCCAUGUGUCUGGUCCAUGCUGCAGCCCUGGUGGCUGAAUACCUCAGCAUGCUGGAGGACCACAAAUACCUACCUGUGGGCAGUGUCACCUUUCAGAACAUCUCUCCCAAUGUGCUGGAGGAGUCAGCGGUAUCAGAUGACAUACUGUCCCCGGAUGAGGACGGUGUCUGUUCAGGACAAUACUUCACCACCAGUGGUCUGGUGGGCCUACUGAAGCAGGCUGCGGAACUCUUCAGCAACGGUGGUCUGUAUGAGACAGUGAAUGAAGUGUAUAAGAUCAUAAUGCCUGUUCUGGAGGCUCACAGAGAUUUCCGGGAGCUGGUCUCUACUCACGAGAAACUCCAGAGAGCCUUCGACAACAUCAUUCAGAAGGGCCAUAAGAGGAUGUUUGGGACGUAUUUCCGGGUGGGUUUUUAUGGGGCCAAGUUUGGAGACCUGGACGAACAGGAGUUUGUUUACAAGGAGCCAGGGAUCACCCACCUGCCAGAGAUAUCCCACAGACUGGAGAACUUCUACAGUCAGUGUUUUGGCGAUGCCCUGGAGAUGAUCAAAGACUCCAAAGACAUAGACAGAAGCAAACUGGAUGCUAACAAGGCCUACAUACAGAUCACCUACGUGGAGCCCUUCUUUGAUGACUAUGAGAUGAAAGACCGCCUGACCAACUUUGAGAAGAACUUCAACUUGCGUCGCUUCAUGUACACCACGCCCUUCACAAAGGCCGGGCGGCCGCGCGGUGAGCUCAACGAGCAGUACAAGAGGAAGACCAUCCUCACCACCAUGCACACCUUCCCCUACAUCAAGACACGCAUCAACGUCAUCCAGAAAGAAGAGUUUGACCUGACUCCCAUUGAGGUGGCCAUCGAGGACAUGCAGAAGAAGACCAGGGAGUUAGCAGUAGCCACACACAGGGAGCAGCCCGAUGCUAAGAUGCUCCAGAUGCUUCUACAGGGUUCUGUGGGAGCCACCGUCAACCAGGGACCGUUGGAGGUGGCCCAGGUCUUUCUGAAUGAGAUCCCAGCAGACCCCAAGCUCUUCCGCCACCACAACAAACUGCGCCUGUGUUUCAAAGAGUUCAUCAUGAGGUGUGGCGAGGCUGUGGAGAAGAACAAGCACCUGAUCACGUUGGACCAGAAGGAGUACCAACAGGAGUUGAAGAAGAACUACAACCGUCUGAGAGAGAACCUGCGGCCCAUGCUGGAGAGGAAGAUACCCGAGCUCUACAAACCCAUCAAACCACGCCUGGGGAACAGGGAUUCCGUCAAACGGCUCAGUUUCCGCAGAGCACUGGAGGAAAACUCCUGAGACGGCCAGACAGACUUCUCUAUCUGAGGGAAUGCUCCAGAGGCCAGAGAAGAAAGGAUGCUGUAAAAGUAGAAAAGGCGGCAAAGGGAAGAGGGAGAGCAGAAGGGAGCUAGCAGUCCUCAUUCACCAUGGAAGAGCAGUACUGUACACAUGAUUACACGGAGGAAUCAAUAACACAACAUUGCUAGUUCUCUUGAGUUCUAUGAUUACUGCCAGUCCUAACGAUGCUGCAAACUACUGUGGUUUUGAGAAAGACGAGUACAAGUUCCACAUUUAAGGGAUACUUCAGGAUGUUGGCAAUGAAGCCCUUUAUCUACUUCCCCAGAGUCAGAUGAACUUGUGGAUACCAUUUUUAUGCCUCUGUGUGCAGCUUGAAGGAAGUUGCUAACUAGCGUUAGUUCAACUGCCAACUAGCGUUAGCGCAAUGACUGGAAGUCUUUGGUAACUGUUGGCAUGCUAGUAGAUGGGUCAAAGACGUAUAAGGUUUUCAAAGUAGCAAAAAAACAAAAACAGCAAUUACAAUUCCCUAAAAGGCUUUUUUAAAUGUUAAUUGGAGUGUCACCUAUGCCCAUAUUAGUUCUAUUCAAGAAUAAAGCCAAUAAUUCAUUUUUAUUGUGAUUUCAUAUAAAUGUACCUUACUGUUUUUUAUUUGAUACAUUUUUUUUGCCCAUUUUUCAUAAUCACAAGGUUAAAUAUCCAUGCUUAGACUGGCAGAAAUAGAACUACCCCGAAAAAAAUGACAUUUUAUUUUGAAUACCACAUAUUUGAUGUGCCACGGGUACAACUCAAAAUAUGUUGCAGGUUUUUUACAAAAACCUCUUGCCUUACACUGAAAAAAAUGCUUUGAGAUUUGUUUUUGUCUCUGAGUCAACAAAACAAAGUUAUUGUAUUUUAAUAUAAAAUACUGGUGUUAUACUCUAUGAAAAUAUUUUGUUACCCUGAAUGACACUGGCACAGAAUAGGAUUCGCAUCCAUUAAAUGUUAUUAUUAGUCUAUUAAUAGUAGGCUAUACUAUGAUAACACUGAAUCAAAGUUUAAAAGUUAAAUCAACUCCCUCUCCCUUUCUCAAACAUGGUUUGUUACUAUUUCGUUGCUAAUGUUAAUAAUAAUAAUUUUACUAUAAUUUGAGAAUGUGGCAACACUUUACGUUGCAUUAAGUUGCAUUAUUGCACGAUUAUUACAUGAUAGUUAAUGUUGUAAUUAUGCAUUGUUACACUCUAACUGGUAAAUGUAUAUUCAAUGCAGGUACACAAAUGCAAUUUCAAGAUGCCUACACAAAAUUGCUACAUAAAAUGCCCAUCAACCUACUUCAAUUCAAACUUGUAGAGUCUAGAUAUUUCAUAGUGUCCCAUACGUGAAGCAGCUAUUAAUGAUUAUAAUUCAUAAUCCAUUUGGAAUCCAUAAUUAUGUGUGCGUGUGCAUAAUAUUAUAUUAACCAAUAUAAUCCAUCAGUUAUACCUUAACUGCAGUGCAAUAAAACAUAACUACAGUGUAAUAGUACAACUUAAUGUUAAGUGUUAUCCACCCAGCUUUAUAUCCUAUUAUAUCCUAUUCUGUUGCUGACAGUAGCAUGAAAACAAUACCUUUUGUAUUUGCAUUUAUUAUGGUUCCCCAUUAGCUGCUGACAAACAGCAGCUACUCUUCCUGGUGUCCAACAAAAUUAAGGCAGAUUAUACCAUUUUAAAAACAUUACAAUAAAUUCACAGAUUUCACAACACACUGUGUGCCCUCAGGCCCCUUCUCCACAACUACCACAUAUCUACAGUACUAAAUCCAUGUGUAUGUAUAGUGCGUAUGUUAUCGUGUGCAUGUGUCUGUGCCAAUGUUUGUUGUUUCACAGUCCCCGCUGUUCCACAAGGUGUUUUUCUAUCUGUUUUUUCUAUCUAAUUUUACUGCUUGUCAGGUACUUGAUGCGGAAUAGAGUUCCAUGUAGUCAUGGCUCUAUGUAGUACUGUGUGCCUCCCAUAGUCUGUUAUGGACUUGGGGACUGUGAAGAGAUCUCUUGUGGGGUAUGCAUGUGUGCAAGCUGUGUGCCAGUAGUUUAGACAGACAGCUCGGUGCAUUCAACAUGUCAAUACCUCUCCUAAAUAAAAGUAGUGAUGAAGUCAAUCUCUCCUCCACUUUGCGCCAGGAGAGAUUGACAUGCAUAUGAUUAAUAUUAGCUCUCUGUAUACAUCCAAGGGCCAGCUGUGCUGCCCUGUUCUUUUCAUUGUAUUUUUUUGUGGCACCUGACCACACGACUGAAUAGUAGUCAAGGAGCGACAAAACUAGGGCCUGUCGGACCUGCCUCGUUGAUAGUGUUGUUAAGAAGGCAGAGCAUUGCUUUAUUAUAUACAGGCUUCUCCCCAUCUUAGCUACUACUUCAUCAAUAUGUUUUGACCAUGACAGUUUAUAAUCUAGGGUUACUCCAAUCAUUUUGUCAUCUCAACUUGCUCAAUUUCCAAAUUAUUUAUUACAAGAUUUAAUUGAGGUUUAGGGUUUAGUGAGUGUUUUGUUCCAGAUACAAUGCUAUAAAUAUUUAGGGCUAACUUAUUCCUUGCCAACCACUCUGAAACUAACUGCAGCUCUUUGAGUGUUGCAGUCAUUUCAGUCACUGUAGUAGCUGAUGUGUAUAGUGUUGAGUCAUCCGCAUACAUAGACACUCUGGCUUUACUCAGGGUCAGUGGUAUGUCAUUACUAAAAAUGGAAAAAAGCAAGGGGCCUAAACAGCUACUCUGUGGAAUUCCUGAUUCUACCUGGAUUAUGUUGGAGAGGCUUCCAUUAAAGAACACCCUCUGUGUUCUGUUAGACAAGUAACUCUUUAUCCACAUUAUAGCAGUGGGUGUAAAGCCAUAACACGUGUGUUUUUCCAGCAGCAGACUAUCAAUAAUGUCAAAAGCUGCACUGAAGUCCAACAAGACACAAUCAUUUUAUCAUCAAUUUCUCUCAGCCAAUCAUCAGUCAUUUGUGUAAGUGCUAUGCUUGUUGAGUGUCCUUCCCUGUAGGCAUACUGAAAUUCUGUUGUCAAUUUCUUUACUUUACUGAAUGACAUUGAUGAAGCGCAGAAGUCCGGACAAAAGUUAUUCAAGUUAAAUAUUUUUUAGAUACAGUAUGUCGCCCAUUAUUCUAUAUAUUGUUGCAAACACGAACACAAUUAUGCCAUGGGUGUUCAUUUACAUUUUUAGGAUGAAUUUCUACAUUUUAAAAACACUUUUGUCAUUUGAAUUUUAACCUGGACAGUUACACUGAAGGAUAUUUUGUCAAUUUAGAGCUCAUUAACUCCCUUAAUUUAAUAGUUUGCAAUAGUUUCUGGGUCAAAAGAAGGGUAAGAGUUGUGUGAUUUAAUAUUAUAUAUGUCUUUUUAUGUUAAUUGAAUGGCCUUUGGACACAAAAUGUACAUGUCUCGUCGUUGACCCAGAUACCAGUAAUUGCGGUAACGCUAGUUAGAAUUGGCUCGCAAAACUACCUCCAGCUUCCUUCAUACUGGAUGCAAAGACAUAAAAAUGGUGGUAUCCAUGAGUUCAUCUGACUGAGGAAGUAGAUAAAGGGCUUCAUUGUCAAAAUCCCAAAGUAUCCCUUUAAGGUCCUUGCAGAUCCAGGGAAGUGUGUGUGUGUGGACGUGUGUGUGUGUGUGUGUGUGUGUGUGUGUGUGUGUGUGUGUGUGUGUGUGUGUGGACGUGUUCAGUUAUUCUUGUGGGGACCAGAAAUCCCCGCAAGAAUAGUGAACAAACUAAAAUUUGACCAACUGGGGACAUUUUAUUAGUCCCCACAAGGUCAAAUAUCUAGGGGGUUUAGGGUUAAGGUUAGAAUUAGUGUUAGAACUAUGUUAAGGGUUAGGGGUUAAGGUUAGGUUUUUGGGUUAAGGUUAGGGCAAGAGUACGGAUUAGGUUUAGGGGUUAGGGAAAAUAUGAUUUUGAAUGGGAUAGAAUUGUGUGUCCCCACAUGGUUAGCUGUGCAAGACUGUGUGUUUUACUUUUUGUCAUUGUCCUGAUAAAUCACUCUGUUCUGACUCAUGACUGAUGAUAAAUCACUCUGUUCUCCAAUUUAUGAUCAAUAACUGAUGAUAAUUUACUCUGUUCUCUGCAAAGGGGAAUCUGUACUUGCACUCGUAUGUGUACAACCGUACAGACUCUCACACUGUAAACAUGUAAUUCCUCAGUUAACUCGUGAUGCUAUAUUUGUUAUAUAUGUUUGUUAGACAUAAUUGGCUGUGUAGAUACUCAUGGAGAUUAAUUUAUUAAGAGUUCACAAAUUAGUCAUGGUACAUACAGUGCCUUCAGAAUGUAGUCAUACCCUUUAACUUAUUACACAUUUUGUUGUUGCAGCCUGAAUUCAAAAUUGAUUAAAUAAUUUUUUUCCUCACUCAUCUACACACAAUAUCCUAUAAUGACAAAGUGAAAACAUGUUUUUAGACAUUUUUGCCAAUUUAUUGAAAAUUACUGUGUCUUGCGAAAGUAUUCGGCCCCCUUGAACUUUGCGCGACCUUUUGCCACAUUUCAGGCUUCAAACAUAAAGAUAUAAAACUGUAUUUUUCUGUGAAGAAUCAUCAACAAGUGGGACACAAUCAUGAAGUGGAACGACAUUUAUUGGAUAUUUCAAACUUUUUUUAACAAAUCAAAAACUGAAAAAUUGGGCGUGCAAAAUUAUUCAGCCCCCUUAAGUUAAUACUUUGUAGCGCCACCUUUUGCUGCGAUUAUAGCUGUAAGUCGCUUGGGGUAUGUCUCUAUCAGUUUUGCACAUCGAGAGACUGACAUUUUUUCCCAUUCCUUUUUCCCAAAACAGCUCGAGCUCACUGAGGUUGGAUGGAGAGCAUUUGUGAACAGCAGUUUUCAGUUCUUUCCACAGAUUCUCGAUUGGAUUCAGGUCUGGACUUUGGCUUGGCCAUUCUAACACCUGGAUAUGUUUAUUUUUGAACCAUUCCAUUGUAGAUUUUGCUUUUGGGAUAUUUUUAUUCUUAAGCUUCAUUCUUUUUACUCUGUCAAUUAGGUUAGUAUUGUGGAGUAACUCAAAUGUUGUUGAUCCAUCCUCAGUUGUUUCCUGUCACAGCCAUUAAACUCUGUAACUGUUUUAAAAUGACCAUUGGCCUCAUGAUGAAAUCUCUGAGCGGUUUUCUUUUCUCUCCGGCAACUGAGUUAGGAAGGACGCCUGUAUCUUUGUAGUGACUGGGUGUAUUGAUACACCAUUGAUAGUGUAAUUAAUAACUUCACCAUGCUCAAAGGGAUAUUCUAUCUUUAUUUUUUUUACCCAUCUACCAAUAGCUACCCUUGUUUGCAAAGCAUUGUAAAAUCUCCCUGGUCUUAUGGUUGAAUCUGUGUUUGAAAUUCACUGUUCGACUGAGCAACCUUUUACAGAUAAUUGAAUGUGUACAUUCAAUGUGUACAGCAAUGAGGUAGUCAUUAAAACAUCCUUUUAAACCCUGUUAGUCCAUGCAACUUAUGAUGAAUUCAUAUAGGCUUGCCAUAACAAAGCGGUUGAAUACUUAAGACAUUUCAGCUUUUCAUUUUAAUUAAUUUGUAAAAAUGUCCCAAAACAUAAUUCCAUUUUGACAUUAUGGUGUAUUGUGCGUGUGUGUAGGCCAGUGAUUUUUUUUUCUGUUCUCUAAAUAAUCCAUUUUUACUUUCGGGCUAUAACAAAAAGAAAUUGGAAAAAGUCCAAGGGUGAGAAUACAUUCUGAAGGCACUGUAUAACUUAACUAAGGCCACCAACCAAACCCAAGUGGCUUAUCUGGAUUUGCACAGAGAGAAAUAAUAGAUGAAUGUUUACAGUUAUGAUACAUUUUGUCAUUUUCCUAAUGAAAAUAUAUAUUUGAGAUAAUAUACAGUAUCAGUUUAGUUGCCAAUAACAAUAUUGAAACAAUUGUGGUUACUAUGACUGAAUGUGACAAAGUCAAGGCACAUAUCAAUACAGUUAAAAAACGAUGUAUUAGGAUGCCAACGUACAAUAUAUUUACUGUAUGAACAAGAUAGGUUUUCAAGUAUUGCCAGGCUCUUAGUCUUGUCUGUUUGUUGACGUCAUGUUGUAGAACCUCAUGCAUUCCAAUAAAGAAAUCCUUUGUAAUACUACUAGGAAAACUCAA